CACGCGCACACCGGGGAACGGAGCGGAGAUAACGAGGCAGCACACACACCGCCAGGCUGCGACACACACACACACACACACACACACACACACACACACACACACACACACACACACACACACACACACACACACACACACACAUACACACACCCGGACACGGAGCUGGGGGACGGGGUUUAGUGAGAGUAGUCUCGUGUUGGUGGAUUAACGCGGUGCCCGGUCUCUCUACCCGGACCAGGCCGACUGCAGCUAUCCGCACUCCUUUUCCCACAAAUGGCAAGUCCUGUUUCUGAGGGAGGACCCCCGCAGCAUCAGCACCCCCACCCUGGCCCGGACCCCGUCCCGGACCCCGCGGUCCAGGAGGCUCGGAGAUGGAUCAAGGCCGUGACCGGGAGAAGUUUUGCUGAGCGGGAUUUCAGAGCGGCUCUGGAGAACGGAAUUCUGCUCUGCCAGCUGCUGAGCUGCAUCAGCCCCGGCCUCGUCAAGAAGAUCAACAAACUGCAGACCCACAUCGCUGGCCUGGAGAACCUGUGUGUGUUCCUGAGGGGCUGUGAGGACCUGGGCCUGAAGGGCUCUCAGCUGUUUGACCCCGGAGACCUGCAGGAAACUUCGCCGCGCCCCACCGCCAAGCCGUCAGAAGAAAGCAGGAAGAUAAAUAAUGUCCUGGUGACUCUGUACUGGUUGGGGCGCGCGGCCAACAGCUGCGUGUGGUACAGCGGACCCGCUCUGGACCUGACACAGUUCAGCGGCCUGCUGGCCCAGAUGAGACAGGAGGAGGUCAGCCCAAAGGCCAGCAGCAUCCGGGACAGCGGCUACAUCGACUGCUGGGACUCAGAGCGCAGUGACUCGCUGUCGCCCCCCCCCCGCCACGCCCGGGAGGACUCCUUCGACAGCCUGGACUCCUUGGGCUCGCGCUCCCCCGCCACACCCCCUCCCCCGACGUCCUGGCGCCCCCGCGGCAGCAGCGACGGCCGUGGCUCUGACUCUGAGUCCGACUCCCCGACCCAGCGGAAGGUUCCGGACGUGAGGAAGGACGACAUGCUCGCCCGCCGCACCUCGGUGAGCGAGCCGCGGGCCGCCGUUCCUUUCAACCAAUACCUGCCCACCCGCAGCCAGGCCGCCGCCCACCUGGCCCCCGCCCCCCUCCAGGCCGCCGCCCACCUGCCCCCCCCGGGCCACCUCCCCGGCCCGCUGCGGCGCCGGAGGGGCGACCAGGAGGAGGUGCCGCGUAGCAGCUGGAGCACCACCUCCUCGCCUGUAGGGGGCGACAGACCGCUCAGUCACAUGACCCGAGUCAACAGUCCGUCCCUGGAGCCCCAGUCCCAUCCCCCUAGCCCCUCCCCUCUCCGAACGCCCCAUAAUACCCCGGUCACUAUGGUUACCCCUCCUCCACCCCCUCCACUGGUCACCGGACCGCAGAACUGGAUGACGGAGCAGGAGGAGGAGGAGGAGGUGGGAGGGGCCAUCCCGCCUCCUGGCCUCUGGGGACUGUCCUUCAGGAGGUGCAGUGCUCCCCAGCCCCGACCCCACAACACGCCCCACCGGGAGACAGCCAAUCAGCUGGCGGUUAGCUCCGACCACAGGAGUGUGAGUAUGAUUGACAUGCGUGGCGAGGAGGUGGGGCUUCAGCCUCACUGCCAGGCACGCCACGAGGGGAUCCACAGCCAGUACCACCGCAUGAAGGACGACGACGACCACUGGCAGGAUGACCUGGCGCGCUGGAAGACGCGGCGGCGCAGUGUGUCUCAGGACCUGAUGAGGAAGGAGGAGGAGAGGAAGAGGAUGGAGCAGCUGAUGUCAGGCGGCGGAGCAUCCGCCCAGCGCAGGAAGAGCAUCAAGACGUACCGCGAGAUCGUGGAGGACAAGGAGCGUCGGGAGGAGGAGCUACGCCUGGCCUAUCGCAGCGCCCGUUCCCCCGAGGAGGCGGCGGUGGUGCUCCAGCGCUACACCCAGCGCUUCUCCAUCAGCGAGGCCGUGAUGGAGCGGCUGCAGCUGCCCAAACUCCUGGACCACGGCCCUGCCUCCCCCCUCUCCCCUCUCUCCCCCCUCGGCCCCGCCCACGACUCCGACGGACCAAUGAGGUUCCUGCGGCAGCAGUCGGCGCCGGCGCCUCGCUUCACCGCCACGGUGGAGGCCCGGGUGGAGGAGGUCCCCCGAGGCUCCUCCCCCUCCUCGCCCCCCCACCGCCCGCAGAUUCGCUCGCGGUCCUCGGAGCCCCCCUGCUCACGUGCCCCCCUCUCCCCUGAAGCCGGGCCCCUGCUGAGCCCCCGGCCCCUCCCCAGGGCCCCCGCCUCCCCCUCCAGACCCCGGGGAUCAGGACCCUCUGGAUCUCCAGGACCCUCUGGAUCUCCAGGACCCUCUAGAUCUCCUGGUUCUCCAGGACCCUCAGCAGAACCAGGACCUGUGAGUGGGAAGGCGGACAUUUUGAAGCUCGUCACCGGAGACACCGGAAAUGAUGUCGCCCUCAGCACGCCAACAGAUUCUCCUUCGCACCUCCAACCCUCCCCCUCCCGACCACUGCCUCUCCUCCCCCCUUCACCCACCCCGGCCACGCCUCCCCGGGCCACGCCCACCAUGGACACGCCCACAUUGCCCUCGCCCGCCUUGGCCCUGCCUGUCGCCAUCCAGGGGCCUCCACAGCCCGGUCCUGGAGCCCGGAGCCUCGCCCCCCUGGGCCCCGCCCCCCCGGGCAGUCCCAGCUCCGCCCCCACGGAGCAAGGGGAGCUGAGAGGAGGCGGAGAAACUGCUGACCAUCUGAAGAGGGAGGAGCCAAAGGCUGAAGCUCCGCCCCCAGAACCUCAGAACACGUCCAUGGAACCGACGCAGACUCCAAAACCAAACACCCCCCCUCUUGUCCAAUCAGAGCCUAGUGUGUGUCUGCAGCCCAGCGGCUCGCUGCCCGAUUGGUCCUACGCAUCAGACGGUCUUCCAGAUGUCUCCAUCUCCCUCGGUUACAGCUCUCCCUCUGCCACCAGAACAGAGCUCCUAAACAGUGUGAGUUCCCGUCGGGAGUUCUUCCUCUCGCCAGAUGGCAAGGAGCAGGGUCGCCAUAGCAACGGGCCCCCGGGGACACUCCGAGGGGAGCGGGGGCCCUGGGACCCGGAGGACGAGCGGCGGAGACAGGAGAGGUGGCAGCAGGACCAGGACCGGCUGCUGCAGGAGCAGUAUCUGCGGGAGCAGGAGCGACUGAGGGGGGAGUGGGAGAGAGCCCAGAAGGAGGUGGUGGAGGAGGAGCUGAAGUACCACCAGGAGGAGCGUAAGCUGCUGCAGGAGACUCUGCCCCCCCUCACCUCCCCCCUGCCCUCCCUAGACUCCCCCCUCGCCUCUCUCCCCUCCCCGCGCCGGGGGAUGCAGAACCCGCGACCGCCACAGGGGGUCGCUGCCCCCUCGCUGAGCAGCUGGGAGAACCAGGAGAGACAGUCGGUUGGAAGUGAAAACUACAGAACGAGUGACAUCAGCACAGCAGAUGAUAGCAUGAAGACCGCCAAGAGCUCUUUCAGUCUCAACAGCAGCCAAUCAGAAGCUGUCCACCAGGCUAUGCAAAACGGACAAAAGGCCUUGCCUCAAGCCCCGCCCACAACAAUGGCCCCUGCCAGAAGCCCCGCCCACAGCGAGAAGCAGGAAGAGGUCCUGGACCGUAGCACCCCCAGCAAACCCAAAGGAGACCGCAGGUGCCGUCCUGUUGAAUUAAACUCUAAGCCCCCCCCCUGCCCCGCCCCCAACAGGUCGGUGAGUGGCAGGAAGCUGUGCUCCAGCUGUGGGCGGGCCUUAGGGAAGGGCGCGGCCAUGAUCAUUGAGACGCUCGGACUCUUCUUCCACAUCCAGUGUUUCAAGUGCGGGGUGUGUCGGGGUCUUCUCGGGGACACCACCACGGGAACGGACGUCCGGAUCAGGAACGGACUCCUCAACUGCCACCAGUGCUACAUCCGCUCCCGCUCUGCUGGUCAGCCGACCACCUUGUGAUGUACAGGAGACCAAAUAUGUCCUCCUCCUCCUCAUUCACCUCCUCCAAUGGUUCACCUGGUUGGCCCCUCCCUCUGCAGGGCAUGGGCCAAUCAGAACGGGCGGUAAAAGGUUUCAAGACU
Molecule: messenger RNA, 4088 nt
Organism: Gadus macrocephalus (Pacific cod)
Lineage: Eukaryota; Metazoa; Chordata; Actinopteri; Gadiformes; Gadidae
Product: LIM and calponin homology domains-containing protein 1-like
Biological process (GO): regulation of focal adhesion assembly; positive regulation of stress fiber assembly
Cellular component (GO): stress fiber
Molecular function (GO): myosin II head/neck binding
Source: RefSeq, a predicted model, not a curated record